This is a messenger RNA of Eleginops maclovinus (Patagonian blennie), 516 nucleotides long. RefSeq names its product regulating synaptic membrane exocytosis protein 2-like. Gene Ontology annotation, biological process: regulation of synaptic plasticity; positive regulation of synaptic transmission; regulation of membrane potential. The coding region runs from base 253 to 516 and encodes 87 amino acids. The record is from RefSeq and is a predicted model, not a curated record. Lineage: Eukaryota; Metazoa; Chordata; Actinopteri; Perciformes; Eleginopidae. The transcript is spliced from 5 exons. Gene Ontology annotation, molecular function: transmembrane transporter binding; small GTPase binding. Gene Ontology annotation, cellular component: cytoskeleton of presynaptic active zone; presynaptic membrane.
CUCCAGAGGAAGAGAAGAAGAAGAAGGUGAUUCAGACUUCCUGUCCAGAGGAGCGUAGAAACCGGCCUCGCAGUCGAUUUCAAAGCUCGCUUCACCCGCCAGCCGAGCCGUGACCCCGACGCCGAGGACCCGAAGCCCGGAGCGCUGAUCUUCCCGGGCGUUAAGCUGGCGACGGAUAAACACUUCACUGGUUUCCUGGAGAACCUCGGUCCUGCCCAGCUGGCCGGGAGGCAGACGCUGGCCACGCCCGCCAUGGGUGAUAUUCAGAUCGGGAUGGUGUACAGGAAGGAGCGUCUGGACGUGGAGGUGAUCCGAGCCCGCGGCCUCGUGGGUAAACAGGGCAACAAGAAUACACCAGCCCCCUAUGUGAAGGUUUACCUGAUGGAUAAUGGGAAGUGUGUGUUGAAGAGGAGGACUCGUCUGGCGAGGAAGAGUCCGGACCCUCUGUACCAGCAGCAGCUGCAGUUUGAGGAGAGUCCGGAGGGGAAAGUACUGCAGUAUAUAUCAUAUGUGUAG